Molecule: messenger RNA, 871 nt
Organism: Funneliformis geosporum
Lineage: Eukaryota; Fungi; Glomeromycota; Glomeromycetes; Glomerales; Glomeraceae
Source: the annotation of a GenBank genome assembly
AUGUCUGAUAAUAACGAAACUUCAACUUCAAAAAAAUUAAAGUCCACUAAUUCUGGUGGACGCCAAAAAAAACCUAUUUGGAGAUUUUUUGAACAAGAGGAUGAAUUAGAUAAAGGACAUUAUGUUGCAACAUGUUUAGCAUGUGAUCAAACUUUUCGACCUGAAAAGACUGGAAUAAUGGAAAAACAUAUAAUUAAUUGUUCAAAAGUGGACCAUUCAAUUCGUGAAGCCGUCAUAUAUAUGGUAGAAACACGCGAAAUAUCUUCCCUUAAUGCUACCAAUCCUAAACGUAAAAAAAGUCAAGUUGAGAAUGAACAAACAACUUUAGUCAAAUUUUAUGAAAAUUCAGAAUUAAGUAUUGGUGUAAAAGAAGUACAUUAUCGAAGAAUUCAAAGUGCAGCUGCACGAAUUUGGCAACAAAUGUUAAAAAUUUCUGAUAUUGCUGUUUAUCUUAAAGAAUAUAACCAUUCAAAAAAACAAUCUGCAGAAACUCUUUUAGCACAAAUUGAGGCUAUGUCAAAAAUCCAUUUGUAUUACAUUACUAAUAGUAAAUCUGAAUUAAAUAAUUAUGGUAAAGAUCGAACAACUGAUGAAAUUUAUGCCACUUUAAAUAAUACUCGUCAUCAUAUUGAAGAAUAUGAAAUAGAGAAAUAUAAUGAGAAGCAAAUGGAAGAAAUAAUCAUGACACGUUCACUUGAUGAUGAUGAACAAAUUUCAUUUCAAGAAUUAGAGAUUUCAAAAAUACUUGAUUUGGAAUUAAUGUUUGAGAAUAAGCCAGUAGGAAAUAAACAAAUAGAAAUUGACGAACUUGAUAAAUUUAUUCAAGAAUUGAAUAAGGAAGAAGAUUUUGAUCCAGAUUCAUUAGUUCAAG